AUGGCGGUGCGUGGACGCGCGGCGGCGGUAGCGGCAGUAGCAAUGGCUGCUGUGGAUCGGCGGCUGCCGAGUCUCGAUGACUUCGCGGGGCAGAGCUGGAGUGCCUGGGUGGAGAGGGCUGGGCCGCCCGCUGCCGAGACAGGGCCUGAGCUGGAAGAAAACAGUAGGAAUGGGAGCAAGAAGCUGGAUGCAAUGACUCUCAUUAAAGAAGACAUGUCUAUCUUUGGUCACUGCCCAGCUCAUGAUGAGUUCUACCUGGUGGUGUGUAACCACUGUGGCCAAGUGGUCAAACCUCAAGCCUUUCAGAAGCACUGCGAGAGACGGCACGGUCCUCUCAGCAAACUCUAUGGCCGGGUGCAGACGUCUUCAAACUUACAGAAGUGCCAUGCAGCAGUCAAUGGCCGUUCCCUUGCCAGCGGGGGCCAUGGAUCCACCAAGUCUUGGCGUGAGAAACCCCAGGGCUCCUUCAAUCAAGCCCAGCACAUGCCGGAGAGGACAGACAAGGUGCCGAAGGACAACCUGUGCUUGUUUGUGCCUGUCGUGAACCUGGAGAAGAUCUCCAGCCUUCCGAAGCCAGACGGAGAUGGAAUCAAAGCCCCGCCAAAGCCUUCCAACUCUGCCAUCCCCCGACAGUCCUCUGCCAGCUCAAAAGAGGUCCUGGGCAAGCCUUCCUUAGUGGCAUUGCCGAAAGAAGCCCUGACGUCGGCCAAGGCAGGGGGCAGCUCCGUCCUCCCUGCUGAUGGCUUGAGCAGGAAGCUGGAGAAUGCUUCUGCCUUGGGAGAGAAGGAGCCUGGUACCAUGAAAGCUCUGAAAAAGAUGCCACGGAAAGAAUGUGACUUAAACAGGCAAUGUGGGGUGGUGAACCCUGAAACCAAGAAGGUUUGCACUCGGUUACUGACCUGCAAGAUCCAUUCUGUACAUCAGCGUCGCGAGGUGCAGGGGCGUGCAAAGGACUUCGACGUCUUAGUGGCUGAGCUGAAGGCCAACGCCAGGAAAGGGGAGUCCCCCAAAGAUAAGAGCCCUGUGAGGAAGGAAGCAGCCGCCGAACGACUCUCACAGGACUCCUCUUCAUUGUCACAGACAUCCCUGGUCCUGCCCAGUGCUUCUCCUUGCCGUAUAAAGCAACCCUACUCCCACUGUGCACUUUCCAGGUCUCGGGUUUCCUCAGAGAGUGACCCCGAUGACCUACCUACCACCUCUAGCGAAGCCGACCACCGGUUCUACUCUUUCCCUGCACCCAAGAGCACCAGUCGGGUUUCGAGCGAGGAGAGUGAGGACGAGGCAGCGGAGGAGUCCCGCAAGCUAGACUGCCAUUACGCAACACGGUCGCCACGCCCCCAGGCGUUCUGCACUUUCGGAAGCCGGUUGGUGAGCCCAGGGUGCUACGUGUUCAGCCGACGGCUGGAUCGCUUCUGCUCUGCACUCAGUUCCAUGCUGGAGAGGCAUCUCAGCUCACACAUGUGGAAAAGGAUCCCUCCAGCUGCCGAUCACCAGGUUCUCUCCACGCCACCCCCUGUGCUUCUGGGCUUCUCCAGCACUUCCCAGAAUUGCAACUCCUCCCUGGUUUGCAGCCUCCCCCACAGCCUCCCAGGCAGGGCCUCCGUGUCUUGUGCGGCAUCAGCGACGGCAGCCUCCCGGGACAACCGCGGUCACCACAGUCUGAACUAUGCGGUGGGUUCUCCCCACGCGGCGGCCGCCUGCAGCCAGUCCGACUGCCUAGGUGGGAGCCAGUCCAUCACCUCCCCGCUCCCAGCCAACACCCCGUCGCCAUCGUUCAGCAGGUUGCCUUUGACCAAGGCCAGCAAGUCCUCCAAAGCCAAGGAGAUGGCUGGCAACCUGGAACCAGAGGCCUUAGCCCGUAAGCGCAAGCCGCCUCCCAGCGCCCCUGCCAGCCCGCCGUAUAAACAGACGUGCUUCCUGGAUCUCGGCAAGAGCAAAGCAGCCGCGUGCCAGGUCUCCCACCCCUCCGCCAAGGCCAAGCCAUCUGUGAUCUCUUCCUCUGCGCUUUCCCUGAACGGAAGCGUCUCCGCGGGUGCCAGAAUCAAGCGGGUCGGCCACCUGGACUGCAGGGCUCCCAGCCAUGUCCCAGUCAAAGCUUCACAGCUGGAGAACCGGGGCUCCUCGCUGAAUGGGCCAAAGGCGCUGCAGGCCAACUGCAUCUCCGAUGAGGAGGCCAAGAGGCGCAAGAAUACUGCCACCUACUGUAGGCCGGUGAAGGCCAAGCACUCCCCCGCUCCCUUGCCUUCCUCUUCCUCGUCUGAUUUAGGUGGCUCUGUCAGAAGGAAGAAGCCAGUGGUCUCCUUGGGCUUUGAGGAGAAGCAGAACACAAUGAAGUCAAAAGCGCAUUAAUGGCAAGUGCCUGCGUUCUGCAGAAGGAGCCGACGGUCUGAGGACUCUGCCCCUGGGCCCGAUUCGAAGCCUCUUUGCUUUUUAUAACUUUAUAGUAUUUUUUUAAAGAAAAAAAAUCCUCUAAAAUAC
Molecule: messenger RNA, 2478 nt
Organism: Elgaria multicarinata webbii
Lineage: Eukaryota; Metazoa; Chordata; Lepidosauria; Squamata; Anguidae
Gene: ATXN7L2
Product: ataxin 7 like 2
Exons: 11
Coding region: 1-2349 (782 amino acids)
Source: RefSeq, a predicted model, not a curated record